Molecule: messenger RNA, 633 nt
Organism: Colias croceus (clouded yellow)
Lineage: Eukaryota; Metazoa; Arthropoda; Insecta; Lepidoptera; Pieridae
Exons: 1
Coding region: 1-633 (210 amino acids)
Source: RefSeq, a predicted model, not a curated record
AUGUUCGUCGCCGCUGUCGUUUUUUACGUUUUAUCGCGGGCUGUCGCUCAGGAACAAGCUCUCAGCACGGUCACCCCACAAUCACCCCCCAUUCCAUUUCUGGAUUUGUUCACUGGCUCCUCCAACUAUUAUCCCGAUAUACGAAAAACAUAUUCUGAUCCCAGUUAUUACCAUGGUUCGUGCCAAAAGACAGACACCCUCUCGUCGCUCGCUAGUCUUUUAGGAAGUGCUGCCAAAAUAAUGCUUUCGGCAACGGUCAUAGUAUUAUUAAAACUUCUUACUGGCAAACUUUUGCUUUUACCGCUAAGUGUUAUGGUGUUCGCGAAGUUGGGGCUUAAAGCGAUUUUAAUGUGGCCCGUAAUAUCGAAAAUGAUAAGGUAUUUCAAAAAGAAGAAGAAGAAGAAACACCAUUCCAGAAUGAUAAUGGACUGUUCCGAAAGAGUUGCAUGUGUUAUACAAAAGUCCUACAGGAGUGGUUGGGGAAGUAAUUUCGGUGCCGCAGUCACAUUUUCCAUAAUUGACGACGUUGAAGAGGAUAGCCCAGUUGCAAAAAUAUUGUUAAGCAUUUUAGCUGGGGACAAGGUCGCGGAAUGUAUGUCAAUGGACUGCAACUCAGGAAUCGAUAUAAGCUGA